AUGAGCCUAAAUGGCAAAGCGUUCACCUACGUCAACCAGCUCGGUAGCUCAGAAGCGGACAAGAGCGGACGCGAAGACUGGUUCUGGUGCGCCUGCUUCCCACCGAACUACAGCCGUUUAUUUGGCAGUCUUGGAGGAUACCUCUGGCACUUCGGUCAGCAAGAUAAGGGAGCAUACAUCAACGUGCAUCUCUACACGUCAGCGAAAGUAGCAUGUGCAGCAGACGAGGGCCCAAUCGAGCUUGAGCAGUCAUCAAACUGGCCUUGGGACGGCACCGUCUCUUUCACACUCCAAAAUAAGAAUCAAGUUCCUAUCAUCGUCAGACUGCGAAUUCCAGCUUGGGCGAACAACUUCACCCCUCGACCCACCAUUCCCAGCGAACACCAAGUUGUCUCCAGUUGA
Macroventuria anomochaeta is the source of this 402-nucleotide messenger RNA. Its product is annotated as glycoside hydrolase family 127 protein. Lineage: Eukaryota; Fungi; Ascomycota; Dothideomycetes; Pleosporales; Didymellaceae. The transcript has a single exon. The record is from RefSeq and is a predicted model, not a curated record. The coding region runs from base 1 to 402 and encodes 133 amino acids.